Messenger RNA from Tachysurus fulvidraco (yellow catfish), 1776 nucleotides. RefSeq names its product chymotrypsinogen A-like. Bases 81 to 1013 code for a protein of 310 amino acids. Lineage: Eukaryota; Metazoa; Chordata; Actinopteri; Siluriformes; Bagridae. The record is from RefSeq and is a predicted model, not a curated record. Gene Ontology annotation, biological process: proteolysis. The transcript has 6 exons. Gene Ontology annotation, molecular function: serine-type endopeptidase activity.
AUCGGUGCCUGGAAUAAAAGAAAACAUAUCUAAAACAUUUUGAGACACAGGACAACAGGAGCCAGAGGAAACAGUACACCAUGAAGAUCAUUUUGUGGAAAGUCGUGUGUGUUGUAUGCAUUCUAUUCCUUAAUGCUAGAGGUUCACUGUCUCAGCUCAGAGUUUGUGGUCAGGCUCCUCUGAACAACAAGAUUGUUGGUGGUCAAAAUGCUGCUCUUGGUUCCUGGCCUUGGCAGGUUAUUGUUCAGUCAGCAAACACCCUCUGUGGUGGUAGUCUGAUCAGUCAGAACUGGGUCUUAACAGCUGCUCACUGUUUGAAAAUGAAUGGAAUACCUUUUACUGCACGUCAAAUCACAGUCUCACGACGACUUGAAAAUGGGACUGUAAUGAAGACAAUAAAUGCUAUUAAAUUGAUCAUCCAUGAAGGCUAUAAUGAUGACACUCUGGUCAAUGACAUUGCACUAGUCCAGCUCUCCUCUUCAGUGCAGUUUAAUGAUUAUUUUCGUCCAGUGUGUCUUGCUGCAAGCACCAGUUCUUUUCCAACUGGUACCAAUGUCUGGGCCACAGGAUGGGGUAGAAUCAGUAAUAUUAAUUCGCAGCUCGCUCAAAAGCUGCAGGAGGUGAAGUUGCAGAUUGUCAGUAACAGUGACUGUGCACAAAAAUAUUCACAAUUUAUUAUCACAGACGGUAUGAUGUGUGCUAUCUCUCCUGUGAGUGGACAGGACACAUGCCAGGGUGAUUCUGGAGGUCCACUGGAGGUGAAAUUUAAUGGAAGCUGGAUUCAGGGUGGGAUUGUGAGCUUUACCUCUGCAAGAGGAUGUGCUUCCCCAUCUAUACCCAGUGGGUAUACCAGAGUGUCUCAGUACGAAGACUGGAUUAAUAGCAACACAGGCAACAAUCAACCAGAAUUUGUUGCAUUCUCCUUUGGCAGUUACAUCUCCCUCAACCUCUUCUGUCUUUUCCUUUCUUUCACCAUCAUCCCCUUCAUUCUCCCUUCCUUAUCCAUCUACUAGUGAUGUUAGUCAAAUUAAAGACACAGGCACCAAUCACAGAAGGUAAUCUAACAUAACACACAGACUUUACUUAAGCUUUACUUAAAUUUGUAACUUUAUUUUCUUCAAAGCUACAUUUUAAGGUACGGUUAUUUUCAUGUGAAAUGAAGAGACAAAACCUAUAAGCUUGUGUCUGAACACUAAAGUCUACAUAAAUAUUCAAAAGCAAAUUCAGGCAUAUUUGUUACAAAGAAUGUUUUAAUCAUGAGAAUUUCUAUAGUUUCAAAUUAAUUUCUGAUGAAUUCAUGUGUAAUAUACAGUCAUGUAAAAAACAAAAAAGGACAUCCUCCAUCAAUUCAAUGUUUUUAUUUAUCAGUUUUCUAACAUUUAAUGGCAACCCUAAAGUGUGAUAUUACCAUUUUUGAUGCUUUAAAUAAUUUGGUGAAUUUAUUUAUGGCUUUAUUCUGCCUGAUAUAUAACAGUGACAGCAUCAUGCAUCUUCAAACUCUUUUCCACUGGCGCCAUCAGCUGGAAGGUUGUGUGACUUUGUGGGAAAAGCAAUUUCUGAAAGAUGCCCCUUUUUUUUAUUUUUUCAUAUGACCUAGAAUAAGAUAGUCUCCAUUCGGAGUAUUUUAUCUCUCUAUAUUUCUUCCACAUAAACACCAUUCACUUCUGACUUGCUUCUUAUGGAAGUGAAUGCAAAUUAAAUAACUGUAAAUCUGCUUUGUGACAAUGUCCACUGUUGAAAUAGCUGAAUAAAAUUUUAUUGAGAUUCUUCAUUUUA